This is a messenger RNA of Electrophorus electricus (electric eel), 2630 nucleotides long. NCBI's taxonomy places the organism in Eukaryota, Metazoa, Chordata, Actinopteri, Gymnotiformes, Gymnotidae. The record is from RefSeq and is a predicted model, not a curated record.
AUUUUAGCAGCGCUAGCUAGGUAGAUAAUCAGCUAUGGCAGAGCAGCAACCUCAGGUAGCAAAUACUCCACAAAAAAAGGGGGGGAAAAAGAAGCUAAUUAAAUGUAGUUGUCAUCUCAUUUUGAAGCAUAAUGCACGUUAGCAAGCUAGUGUUAUCUGACUUAACAACAAGCACCGACACGGGUGAUCUGUUUAAUUUAGAUUGCUAACGUUAGAUAGCUAAACUCGCUAGUUUAUCGGCAUACGUGGCAAUACGUGAUGAUCCUGUGAAAAUGUCCUACAGAGAAAACUUGAAUUUUUCUUGUAGUUUGCCUGGCUGCUGAAAUCAGAACUGCAGACUGUCGUGAGCAUGGCCUUCCUUGUGGCCUUGACCCACUUCUGUGCGUCUUAGAGAUGAACUGGUACAGCAUGAGAAAAUGCACGUCAAGCACAGUGGGCACGAAGCCAUGCAUGCUGAGAUGGUCCUCAUCUUCACCGCCACGCUGGUGGUCGCUCAGAUCGUGCUUGUCCAGUGGAAGCAGAGACACUGCAGGUCUUACAAUUUAGUGACGCUACUACAAAUGUGGGUGGUGCCUCUAUACUUCACAAUAAAGCUUUACUGGUGGCGUUUUCUGUCAACAUGGGGCAUGUUCUCCGUCAUCACCAGCUACGUCAUAUUCAGAGCCACCCGGAAACCUCUCGCUGGUAGAACACCAAGGAUGGUAUAUAAGUGGUUCCUCCUCAUUUACAAGCUAAGCUAUGCUGUAGGCGUGCUUGGUUACCUCGCCAUCAUGUUCACUAUGUUUGGAUUCAAUGUUUUCUUUAGGAUCAAAGCUGAGGAUUCUAUGGAUGUAGGUGUGAUCAUGCUGUUCUAUGGACUCUACUAUGGAGUUAUGGGACGAGACUUUGCUGAAAUCUGCUCAGACUACAUGGCAUCGACUAUAGGGUAUUACAAUAUGGGUGGUAUGCCAUCUCGUAACCUGUGCCAUGAUAUUUGUGCUGUGUGUGGACAGAAGACUUUUGUUGAUGUGGAUGAGGAGGGCAUCAUUGAAGACACCUACCAGCUCUCCUGCAAUCACAUAUUUCAUGAAUUCUGUAUUCGUGGCUGGUGCAUUGUGGGAAAGAAGCAGACCUGUCCAUACUGCAAUGAGAAAGUCGACCUCAAAAAAAUGAUGAACAAUCCCUGGGAGAGAACACAUGUUUUAUAUGGACAGCUUUUGGAUUGGCUGAGGUACCUGGUUGCUUGGCAACCAAUUAUAAUUGGCAUUGUGCAUGGAAUAAAUUUCUCACUCGGCCUGGAGUAAAAUUGCAAUAUGAAGGCAUCUUUGAAAAUGUGCAUGUAUCUACAUUUGUAUGAUAUGGCUUUAGAAUGGACUUGAUGGAAGAGAAUAGGCAGUGGCUUUUAUACAUUUUUAUUUUAUUUGAUAGACCAAUUAGCUGCCACAGCCAUUGUUGGCAUUCUUAAAAAUUAGUUACAAUGACUAAUUCCUUGCACAAUAAAGCUCUUUACUGUUUUGUUUUGUUUUUUUAAGUUAUCUUUAUCACUCCUAUGAAAAUUGUGCCAAGGGUGCUUUUCCUCUGUGCCAUUAAGGCUCAGUGACAUUAUAUAUAGCAGUUGGUUGAUGAUAACCAGUAUUAAAAGGCAAUGUAAUAAAGUUUCAGUUGAUGAUGAUCUACUUAUCUCCCAUGUUUUCCCAUGGGUCAUUUUAUUCAGGUUGUGAAAGAACAGAAUUAAGACUGAGGUUCUUUCCAGUUUUCACAAUUAUCCUUAAGAAGCUUGUUGAUGUCUUGUUAUUCUACUGUUUCCAUUAUUUUCAUGUGACUUCUCACAAUUUGAAUUCAUACAUCAUUGAAACUUAAUGUAGUGUUUGCUGUCAGUGUGAUUACCAGUCCUCUGAUCCUAGAUUGACAUAUCAUCUAUGUGUGAGCAACAGCAGGAUGUAGCUUUUUAGCAUGAUAGAAGAUCCAGAAAGAGAGCUAUUAAUUCAGUUUGGGGCAAUUUUCAUGAUUCUGAACUUAAUAUUUCCAUGUUAAAUAUGGGUUUCACCAUAGGGGAAUGUCUCAUUAUUAACCAAAAAUACACUGUGGGUCAGUAAGACCGGUAUUGCACGACAGUUCAUAAAGUUUGACACAAGGCUGAUUUAAUUUGCUUAAUUUGGUGGCUGAUUUUGGUUUGUCAUUUUUUUUUUCUCUGAAGAGAAAUAAAAAUUAGUGAUAAAGUUCUAAGUAAUACAUCAGGUAUUCAUGUCAACAGUUAUCUGAAUUUGCACUUUAAGUUAUAAUUGUUAAUUUAUUUUUAAUGUAUUAGCCUAAUGAUCUUCUAAACAAUAAAUGUGCCAUACUUUUAUUUGCCCUGUUUAUGUAUGUACAUCACAGUAUUGUAAAAUGUGUGCACACUUGCAACUUUUACUUAGUGUAAGUGUUUGCAGUGGGGGGCGUUCAGCCGAUUUCUCCUUGUUUUCAGGCCUUCACUGACUAUACUGUAAUUGUACCUCAAAAGAAUCUCAGUAAAAAAUAACCAUUAAGUUUUACUGUGACUGCUGCAAAGAUAACAUAGAGAUCAAGUACAUCAAACGGGUGGUAAGAGUUAUCUUGUCAACUUAUUGCAUCAUUUCUUUUCAAGAAUAAAGUGAACUUGGACAUUGAAUCUG